GCGUCAAGUGUAGACGGUGGCCGCGCAUGGCAUCUCCGCGCCGUCCUCCGCCGCUCGCUGAGGAUGCGGCGCCGAGCGGCUCCGACACCGCAGUCGCCGAAAGUGAAGGCGAAUGACGAGAGAGGAGCUCGGAACCUGGUGCUGGACCCGUCGAACCUGCUGCUGGACCCGCCGAGACUGGUACUGGACGCUCGGAACCGGACCUGAUAGGCCGGACAGCUGCAAAGAGCCGCGGCUUCAUCAGGGUUGAUGUUCAAGGCUUCACUUUGAUAUUGAUCAUUAGCAGGAUGAUCGAGGAAGGCAGCAAACGAGGCAAGGCCACGGUGGAGAAGAGACAACUCUUCAUGGAGAUGAGAGCACAAAACUUUGACGUGAUCAGACUGUCGACCUACAGGACGGCCUGCAAGCUCCGCUUCGUGCAGAAGAGAUGCAACCUCCACCUGGUUGAUGUCUGGAACAUGAUUGAAGCCUUUCGUGACAACGGGCUCAACACGCUGGACCACAAUGCAGAGAUCAGCGUGUCCCGGCUGGAGACCAUUCUGUCUUCCAUCUACUACCAGCUCAACAAGCGGCUGCCCACCACCCACCAGAUCAACGUGGAGCAGUCCAUCGGGCUGCUGCUCAACUUCAUGGUGGCCACCUACGACAGUGAAAGCCACGGGAAGCUGACCGUCUUCUCCAUGAAGGCCAUGCUAGCAACGAUGUGUGGAGGAAAGAUCAUGGACAAACUGCGCUAUGUUUUCUCUCAGAUCUCUGACUCAGGGGGGGUCAUGGUGUUUGCCAAGUUUGAUCAGUUCCUCCGGGAGGUGUUGAAACUCCCCACAGCGGUGUUCGAGGGGCCCUCGUUCGGGUACACGGAGCACUCAGUGCGGAUGUGCUUCCCUCAGCAGAAGAAGAUUUUGCUGAACACGUUUUUGGAUGUGUUGAUGGCGGACUCCCCCCCUCAGUGUCUCGUGUGGCUGCCGCUCAUGCACCGACUUGCUAAUGUUGAAAAUGUCUUCCAUCCGGUGGAAUGUUCUUACUGCCGGAGUGAAAGCAUGAUGGGGUUCCGCUAUCGCUGCCAGCAGUGCCACGGCUACCAGCUCUGCCAGAGCUGCUUCUGGCGUGGCCAUGCCAACGGUCCCCAUAGCAACCAGCACCAGAUGAAAGAGCAUUCAUCCUGGAAGUCUCCAGCCAAGAAGCUGAGCCACGCCAUCAGUAAAUCUUUGGGCUGCGUCCCCAUCGGAGAGUCCCCCCAUCCUGUGUUCCCUGAGCAGGCCGAGAGACCUCAGGAGCUCGCCCACACCGUCGUCUUGGAAAGUCCCAGCCGGCUCGAUGAAGAACACCGGCUCAUCGCACGAUACGCCGCACGCCUGGCGGCCGAGGCCGGCAACUCCACACAGUGUCCUCCGUCAGACCUGACCUUCAACUUUGAUGCUAACAAACAACAGAGACAGCUGAUCGCAGAGCUGGAAAACAAAAACAGGGAGAUCCUGCAGGAGAUCCAGCGGCUGCGUUUGGAGCACGAGCAGGCCUCUCAGCCGACACCAGAAAAAGCCCAACAGAACCCGACGCUGCUGACCGAACUGCGGCUUCUCAGACACAGGAAGGACGAGCUGGAGAGGCGCAUGUCGGCUCUGCAGGAGAGCCGGCGGGAGCUGAUGGUGCAGCUGGAGGGACUCAUGAGGCUGCUGAAGGAUGAGGAGCAGAAACAGGCUUCCCAGUCUGGAGGCUCUCCCCAUUCGUCUCCCAGUCACGGUGCCGGCUGCUCCAUGCCCAUGCCCAUACGCUCCACCUCAGCUGGCUCCACCCCCACCCACACGCCGCAGGACUGCCUGGCAGGGGUGGGCGGGGAUGUGCUGGAGGCUUUCGCUCAAGGUGUCCCUAGAAAUCUGCGAAAUGAUCUUCUAGUUGCUGCUGACUCAAUUACAAACACGAUGUCAUCGCUGGUGAAGGAGCUUCACUCAGUGGAUGACGGAGGAGACGAAGAUGAGACCAAUAUGAGGAAUGGUGGAGACAGAGGCCCAGUGAGAGUCCAAAAGCACUGAGGGGACGAGCUCACGAAGAAAGUCCCUGCCUGCACGGAGGAACAGUCAUGAGCUGGGAAGGAUCAGCAGGACCCCCUGGCAUUAGCACAUAGAGUAAUGCAU
This is a messenger RNA of Nematolebias whitei (Rio pearlfish), 2129 nucleotides long. RefSeq names its product dystrobrevin, beta b (gene dtnbb). The coding region runs from base 288 to 2027 and encodes 579 amino acids. The record is from RefSeq and is a predicted model, not a curated record. Gene Ontology annotation, molecular function: zinc ion binding. Gene Ontology annotation, cellular component: synapse; plasma membrane. The transcript has 19 exons. Gene Ontology annotation, biological process: synaptic signaling. Lineage: Eukaryota; Metazoa; Chordata; Actinopteri; Cyprinodontiformes; Rivulidae.